Messenger RNA from Liolophura sinensis, 1533 nucleotides. RefSeq names its product DBH-like monooxygenase protein 1 homolog. NCBI's taxonomy places the organism in Eukaryota, Metazoa, Mollusca, Polyplacophora, Chitonida, Chitonidae. The coding region runs from base 1 to 1533 and encodes 510 amino acids. The transcript has 11 exons. The record is from RefSeq and is a predicted model, not a curated record. Gene Ontology annotation, cellular component: secretory granule membrane. Gene Ontology annotation, biological process: norepinephrine biosynthetic process; octopamine biosynthetic process; dopamine catabolic process. Gene Ontology annotation, molecular function: copper ion binding; dopamine beta-monooxygenase activity.
AUGCUACAUUCCAUAAUCUUAGACCCGGAAGGGAAGUACCACCUUAGUUGGAACUUUACCGACACCGACGUAACCUUUGAAGUGCAGGUGAAAACUUUGGGGUACAUAGGAUUAGGGAUUUCCCCGAAUGGUGGGAUGCCAGGAUCUGAUAUUGUUCUAGUUUGGGUAGACGAUGCCACCGGGAUCGCUAAUAUCUCUGACCGCCAUGCUGUCGCCGAGGCUGAACCGAGAGUAGACUCCAUUCAGAAUUAUCAAGUUAUCAGUGGUUUCCAGAAUGACACUCAUACGGUCGUCAAGUUCCAACGUGAUCUGGAGAUCUGCGAUGAGGAAGAUAAUAUUAUAACGGUUACGCUGACACAAUCCGCCUUAUAUGGUCCUUACCGCGACAAAGACCCUGAUGCCGACGGACACGCAAUGUAUCAUGGGAUACACAGGGGAAGUAGGAGCAUCUUUCUGUUAAACUCUUUCGUAGCUUUACCUCCGAAAUCCUCUACAACAACCACAAUGGAUCUUACCAGUGACAAGAUAGAUCCAAUUAUUCAAGAUGGCCACGAAAUGCACGUGCAUCACAUAUUGAUCUAUGGCUGCUUGAACAACGUGAGCGACUCCAGCUUCAACGUACAACACCAGUGUCAGCACAGGAAUAUGCCGCUCGACUGGUGGAACUGCAACGCCCUCUACUUCGGCUGGGCUAUUGGUGGAGGGAGUACAUACCUGCCGGAUCACACGGGAAUGCCCUUUGGUACAGACGAAGACCCAACUCUUCUACUUAUGGAGAUUCAUUAUGACAAUCCGCAGCUAAAGUCAGGAAUCGUAGACUCGUCUGGACUGAGAAUUAUCUUUACACAGGAACUGAGGCAGUAUGACGCAGGCAUCUUGUCCACCGGAACAAAUCCAGGUCCUACCCAGAUUAUCCCCCCUUACGAGCCGAACUUUCUUACAGUCACACACUGUCUUUCGGAAUGUUACGAAGAGGGCGUGGAACUCAACCCAAUUGCCGAGGACAUGAACUACGACUUCAACUUACAGGAUCUCCGAAUGAGGAAGAGAGAAGUCACAAUCCGCCCUGGUGAUCACAUUGUGACUGAGUGUUUCUACAACACAGAGAAGAGGAGCAAAGUUACCCUGGGCGGCCUGAGAACAACCGACGAAAUGUGCCUCGCUUAUCUGGUGUAUUAUCCCAAGAUACCGUUGAGUGUAUGCCAGUCAGUUCCAAGACCGUCUUUUCUUGCAAAAUAUGGCGGAGUCACUGUGACCGGAAAUUGGCGUGUCCUUGCUCCACCCGAGCUGGUCAAUCAGAGCCUGGCGGUGAUUUUGGAUGACCUUGUAGACUGGACGAAUACAACGAUCAGAAAAGGGUUCCAGGCACUGCUAAAAACGCGGGAACCAUAUUCUUACGUGUCUCUCUGUCUGCAUGGUUCUGAACCCUAUUCAGUCCUCCCGAACGUGGGAGGACCUGUCAGCAGUCUGUGGAUGGUCGUAGGUUCUACUCGUUCUCAGAUUGCACCUCCCGAUCUUGUCAGAUAUUUGUAA